AGACUGCAGGCAUCUCUGUGAUCUCCGGGCUCAAGGCUGCUCCUCGGCGCACAGCACAGCGAACUGCAGCGGCGCGUCAUUACCGGAUCGGCAAAGAGGAUCCGCUGUGUAUCUAUGACUGUUUUCCAGCUCCUGCAGCCGCUUCCCCCUCUUCUUUCCCGUGCACUUUAAUUGGAGAAGCUCGCCAAGAUGAUGUCCAUGAACAGCAAACAGCCGCACUUCGCCAUGCAUCCCUCUUUACCCGAGCACAAGUACACCACCCUGCACUCCAGCUCGGAAGCUAUAAGGAGAGCCUGUCUACAAACUCCACAGCUGCAGAGUAACAUAUUCGCCAGCCUGGAUGAGACCCUGCUGGCCCGGGCUGAGGCUUUGGCGGCUGUGGACAUCGCCGUGUCCCAGGGCAAGACGCAUCCGUUCAAGCCCGACGCCACCUACCACACGAUGAGCGCGGUGCCCUGCUCGUCGACGUCCACCGUGCCACUGGCCCACCACCACCAUCACCAUCACCACCACCACCACCAGAACCUGGAGCCGCCGGACAUCAUGGACCACUUGGGCUCGCCGUCCCUCACUCUCAUGUCGCACGACGGGACCGGCGGUGGAGGUGGCGGAGGCGGCGGAGGUGGCGGCGGGCUCAUCUCCACCCCCUCCGGACACCCUCACUCUCACAUGCACGGCUUGAGUCACCUCUCCCACCAGGCUAUGGGCAUGAACUCGCCUCUCACCCACCACGGGCUCUUACCGGGCCACCACGGGGGGAGUCAAGGCGGCCCAGGGCUCACUAACAACGGACUCCCCUCAAUCAAUGACUCGGACACGGACCCACGGGAGCUGGAGGCUUUCGCGGAGCGCUUCAAGCAGCGGAGGAUCAAGCUGGGGGUGACCCAGGCGGACGUGGGCGGCGCCCUGGCUAAUCUCAAAAUCCCCGGCGUGGGGUCACUGAGCCAAAGUACAAUUUGUCGAUUCGAGUCGUUGACUCUGUCCCACAACAACAUGAUCGCGCUCAAACCCAUCCUGCAGGCCUGGCUGGAGGAGGCCGAGGGGGCCCAGAGGGAGAAAAUGAGCAAACCGGACAUUUUCAACGGAGGAGAAAAGAAACGCAAGAGGACGUCGAUAGCGGCCCCGGAGAAGAGGUCUCUGGAGGCUUACUUCGCCGUGCAGCCGCGACCUUCGUCCGAGAAAAUCGCAGCUAUCGCGGAAAAGUUGGACCUGAAAAAAAAUGUGGUGCGAGUGUGGUUUUGUAACCAAAGACAGAAACAGAAGAGGUUGAAAUUUUCCGCCACUCACUGAUGAGCAAAGAGAGAAAAAGAAAUAAGUUGAGAGACUGAAUUUGGGGACCAAGGGACACUAAGACACCAUUUUCAGUCUUUUGUCUCCAGCGAUAUUUUACACGUUGGUGCACAUGUGGGCUUUAGAUUCCCGUUUUACAAGGCUUCAUAUUAUAUCUGGUUUAUUUUCACGUUAUCGGUGAAUGAGAAGUAUGCAAAUAACAGAUCACACAAAUUCUGCUCAGUUGUUAUCGAGGGGAAAAAGUUUGACAUUGCCUUUUUUAAAUAAUAAACACGCGUGGACAGAGGUAAUUUGCUUGAUGAUAUAGCGAGUUAUUUUCUCCUGAUAGGCCUAUUAUUUGAAGUAUAGCCAUUUACGAAUUACCUCAUUGAUUGUUGAACUGUGUUCUUCUGUUUGGUUAUUUUUUUCUGUCGUUGUUGGUAUAGAAAUAAUUCAUGGAUCUGUUCAUUUAUUCAUCUGUGUAUUUAUUUAUUUAUUUAUUUAUUUGGAGGCUGCUAUGAACUCAAAUUUAGUUUGCAAACUUUUAUGGCUAACGGAAAAUAAAUAGGCCUGCAUGAAAAUCACGGGCAGUAAUUUAGCCUCUUGCAGGGCUGUCACAUCUAUAGAUAUAUUUAUUUUGAAUUUGCACAAAAAAGACCCUUGGGGUUUGUGUCGAAAUGGUUUUUUUGUAUAUACAGACUUCACUUUAUUACGUGUCAGAGGUGAGCUCCUGUCUUUUGGAAAUAAAUUAUAUGGUCUGUGGUCAACAUUUGGCAUCACAAAGUUUCAAAAAAAAGACCCACAGAGCACGAAACUCUUUUCUGAUCCAACGAAAACAACGAAAUUGUGAGUUUGCAGUGCGAACACUCUAUGCAUUGGGAGAAGAAUCACUACCGAGCUGUCUACUGAUAGACCUCAUGUUGUGGAUGUCACUGUUUAUUGCCUGUUUUCACAUGGAGAUCACCACGUUGUUUGUCGUGUUACUUGUUACGGUUGUGUAAGUAAUAAUUUUUACUUUGUGCACAAGUAUGUUUACAAAACCUGCAGCGACAUGUGCAUCAUGGAAGAAAAAAAAAGAAGAUGUCCCACUGUCUCCUUCCCUCCUCUCAUCCCAUCACUCCUCCUCCACUCUCCUCUGUUGUCCUUUCUUUCAUCGGUACUGUUCAUCCUGUGUGAGCCAAAUCCAACAGGGAGGUGUG
Molecule: messenger RNA, 2468 nt
Organism: Paralichthys olivaceus (Japanese flounder)
Lineage: Eukaryota; Metazoa; Chordata; Actinopteri; Pleuronectiformes; Paralichthyidae
Gene: pou4f1
Product: POU class 4 homeobox 1
Biological process (GO): regulation of transcription by RNA polymerase II
Molecular function (GO): RNA polymerase II cis-regulatory region sequence-specific DNA binding; DNA-binding transcription factor activity, RNA polymerase II-specific
Source: RefSeq, a predicted model, not a curated record